Menidia menidia (Atlantic silverside) is the source of this 1414-nucleotide messenger RNA. The record is from the annotation of a GenBank genome assembly. Lineage: Eukaryota; Metazoa; Chordata; Actinopteri; Atheriniformes; Atherinopsidae.
GGCGCUCCCCACAACUGAGCAGCUCCGCACCGGGAAAAGUUUCAUCUCCAAGUACAGCCCACGUAUCCGAGGAGGAAAAAAAAAACCCAGAAAUGGCAACUCAGGCGGAACAGCUGCCCCAACUGACCCUGGCUGAGCUCACUGCAGCGCAGUUCAUCGACAUCUGGAAACAUUUUGAUGCAGACGGAAAUGGAUACAUUGAAGGGAAGGAGCUGGAAAACUUCUUCACAGAGCUGGAAACUGCACGGCGAGGAGCAGGCAUGGAUCCCUCACAUGCUAUAUUCAAGGAAAAGAUGAAGGAGUUCAUGGCCAAAUUUGACAAGAAUUCUGAUGGCAGAAUUGAGAUGUCAGAGUUGGCCCAGAUUCUGCCCACAGAGGAAAACUUCCUGCUCUGUUUCAGAGAGUUUGUUGGAUCCAGUGCUGAAUUCAUGGACUUCACACACUUUGCUGGAAACAAAACUCUUCUGCUGCAGGCCUGGAGGAGGUAUGACACUGACCGCAGUGGGUACAUCGAGUCGAAUGAGCUGAAGGGUUUCCUGUCCGAUCUGUUGAGGAAAGCCAACAGAAACUAUGAUGAUAAGAAACUCAACGAGUACACGCAGACUAUUCUGAGGAUGUUUGACCUCAACGGUGAUGGAAAGCUUGGCCUCUCUGAGAUGGCGAGGCUGUUGCCAGUUCAGGAGAACUUCCUGCUUAAGUUUCAGGGAAUCAGACUCACCGUUAAGGAGUUUGAUUCACUCUUCACUUUUUAUGAUCAGGAUGGUAACGGUUACAUUGAUGAGCUGGAGCUGGAUGCUUUGCUGAAGGACCUCUGUGACAAGAACAAAAUGGACGUGGACUCCACCGGAUUGGUGGAUUACAAGAAGAGCAUCAUGGCUCUGUCCGAUGGAGGGAAACUGUACCGCACUGAGAUGGAGAUCGUCCUCUGUCGGGACUCCACGCUGUGACCUUCCUGCCCGGGACCCUUUGAUCCUCCUGCACAGCUUCCUCCUUCCUACCUCCUGAUGUAACCUGGUGCAUGUGUGACACUAAACCUUGCUACACUUAGAGUGUAAACAAAUGUGCUGAAAGCACAAUGUAUACUACUGGACUCGCUGUUUCAGAUCUGUGACCCCUCUGAGUUUUUUUUCCCCGACUUUUUUUUAAAUUAUACAUUUAUGUAGUGAGAAUGCUAUAGUAAUGAAAACAGAGAAAUAUUGUGUAUUUGGUUUUUGGGAUUUCCAUUUUUUAUAUGCAUUUGUAUUUAAAAAUUCAUGUUUUUCUCUCCCACUGGAUUUAAGAUUGAUUUACCAGUUCGGUUUCAUUUCCUUGUUUAACUUAUUUCAGUUUAAUUUAUUGUACGCUCAUUUCAUUUGACGAGGCUUGUACUGUUCUAUUAAAUACACGAAUGAUAGAAUGAAUAAAUAUAACAGGA